Messenger RNA from Sclerotinia borealis F-4128, 3858 nucleotides. Lineage: Eukaryota; Fungi; Ascomycota; Leotiomycetes; Helotiales; Sclerotiniaceae. The record is from the annotation of a GenBank genome assembly.
AUGUCUUUACAAGAAAAGCUCGACAAGAUACGAUCGCCGAAGCUUCAAAAUCAACGUCAGACUGCAAUUGUAUUGUCUGCCGUGGAAGAUACACUUAAAGAUCAAAAAACAGAAGCAACUCCAACUGGUUAUUUUGCGGCAUUAUUGGCCCUCUUAAGACAAUCGAUACCUCAAAAUGGAGAAGUUAACAAAGAUUUAACAACUUCUGUGGUAUAUCUACUCGACGUUAUCACACCUUUUACCCCUCAACCACUCCUCCGAUCGAAAUUCUCUCAAAUCCUUACAAAUCUCGCCCCCGCCCUCAUAUUACCAGAUGCAGAUGCUCCUCUCCUCAGACCCUCGAUAGGAUGUCUCGAAUCAUUAUUAGUCGCACAAGAUUCCGCAGCAUGGGAACUCUCAGUCACAGAAAUUGGACCAAGAAGGGCGAUUGCUGGAUUAUUGAAUUUGGCCGUGGAUCACAGACCUAAGAUUAGAAAGCGUGCGCAAGAAGCUCUUGCAAAUGUCUUAAAGAAUCCACCACCAAGUCCAUCUCUCGAUCAUCCUGCCGCGGAUAUGUGUGCAGAAACUGCAUUGAAAAAUUUAAAUGAACUUGCGGCUCAAUCGCAGCAAGCUAGAAAGCAGAGAAAAGCCAGCGCAGCAGCAGAACAUGAACCGGCUUUAAUUCACGCAUUGCAGUUAGUUAGGGCUGUUGCAGGAGCAUCCGGGGGAUGGCCAAGUAAGAAGAUUGAGUCGUUGUGCGAAGUUUUGUUGAACAUCUCGAAAUCGAGCAAUGAAUAUUUGGCCAUGACAUCUUUUGAAGUGUUUGAGAUGAUAUUUGAGGGUAUGGCAAACGAUACUGCGACAUCCAAAUUACCUCGACUUUUAGAAGUUAUCUCUGAAUUGAGACCUUCUCAAAAUGAUUCUCAACUCCUUCCUCCUUGGAUUGCUGUACUAUCGCGGGGUUAUGAUGUUUCUGCGCAACUCGAACCCGAGGAGACUUUCGCAAAGUUACCUGAACUUUUCACAAUGAUUUCUGGAUUUAUGUCAUCCUCAUCACACAACAUUCGAGUCUCAUCAUCGGAAUGUCUGAUUUCGUUAAUGGCGAAUUGUGUCCCUGAAUCAGUCAUUGUGGAGCCGUCUAUUUUUGAUGACAAGAUCCUUGAGAAGUUGGCAAAGUGUGCAGUUGAUCUCUUGAGUGUCAAGUAUCAAGCUGCUUGGAUGGAGACGUUCAAUGUUAUGGGUGCUAUGUUUGACGCUCUGAGAUGGAGAGCGGAUCCAAUCUUGUCUGAAGUCGUGCGAACGAUUGGCGAGCUUAGAGGUAGCGAGUCCUUCGCUGGUAAGAAGGAAGCAGACGAAAUCCUUGGAAAAGCUAUCAGAGCUAUGGGACCAGAAAGCGUUCUUAGUAUCUUACCCCUCAAUCUCGCUAAGCCAAAGGCUGGAUUACCUGGACGAGCUUGGAUGUUACCUAUCCUGCGCGACUACGUCAGCAACACGAAUCUUCAACAUUUCCGAACCGAAUUUGUGCCAUUGAGCGAAGCAAUGAUCCAACGAGUUGGCCAGCAUGGAGCUGCCGAGAAGACGAUGGAUAUCAAGAUCUUUGAGACUAUUGUGAAGCAAAUCUGGGCAAUCCUUCCUGGUUAUUGUGAUCUCCCGCUGGAUCUCACUGAAGCUUUUGAUGUGGAGUUUGCAAAAAUACUUGUAGACAUUCUAUACGGGCAAGUCGAUCUACGUUCAGAUGUUUGUAGAGCUCUACAAACUUUAGUAGAGUCUAACCGGGCGAUCAUUGCAAUUGAAGGAGAUGAAAAUUUGCUCCUCCAGAGUCGUGUCUCGAAAGCCGCCGCGCAGAAGAACAUUGAGCACUUGGCUGGUUUCUCGAGCAACAUGCUUGCUGUGUUGUUCAAUGUCUAUAAUGAAACAUUGCCACAAUUCAGGGCUCACAUUUUGCAGUGUAUCAACGCAUUCCUUAGCAUUACCCCUGCUUCAGAGCUUAUGGAGACAUUCGAACGAGUCAGUGAAGCAUUAGGAACAUCGCUUGCCGAAGCCGGUGCUCAAACCCAAGCAGAGAAGCAGAGGCAAAAGCAACAAAAUGCUACUAAUAAGAUGCCUCCAACUAGUCACAGUCUCAUGGACCUGGUCAUUACAAUCUCCAUUUACUUGCCAAGAGAUAGUUUCAGCACUCUUUUCAACAUGGCAGCUCUCAUCAUUGUGAAAGAUGACGACCCGCAACUUCAGAAGAAGGCUUACAAGCUUAUUCCUCGACUUGCUGAGUCUGAAACCGGCAAGGCGGCAUUACAAGACCGUAGCACUGAUCUUCAAGCGCUUCUCUUGAACAGUGCCGAGAAGGUAUCCACACCCGCAAAACGUGAUCGUCUUUCUGCGAUCUCCGUUCUUAUUCCUUUCCUCCCUGCCGACUCUCUUCACUUCAUUCCGGCAAUUCUAUCAGAGGUCGUCAUUUCGUGCAAGGAAACGAAUGAGCGUGCUAGAACUACUGCAUUUGAUCUCCUCAUCUUAAUGGGAGAGAAGAUUGCUUCAUCACACGGCGCCAUAAUCGAUAACAGUAAGGUAUCCCACAUGCCCGACGAUGCCCCAGCUGUUACCGCCACCCUCGAAGAAUAUUUCACCAUGGUCAGUGCCGGUCUUGCCGGUAGCACACCCCACAUGGUAUCCGCAUCUAUCACAGCUCUCACCCGUAUCCUUUACAAUUUCCGUGACUCCCUAUCUCCCGAAACCGUGAGCGAUCUUGUUCAAACUAUGGACCUCUUCCUCACAUCCAACAACCGCGAAAUCGUUCGCAGUGUCCUUGGCUUCGUGAAAGUUUGCGUCAUUUCAUUACCUACUUCUCUUGUACUUCCUCGCCUGGAAAGUCUCGUUCCUAAUCUCAUGGUUUGGAGUCACGAGCAUAAAGCUCACUUCAAGGCAAAGGUCAAGCACAUUCUCGAGCGUAUGAUUCGUCGUUUUGGCGUUGAUAUCGUAAAUAAACAUUGUCCGGAAGAAGACAAAAAGCUGAUAACCAAUAUCCGCAAGACACGCGAGAGAAGAAAGAGGAACAAGGAAGCGGCCAAGGAAGCGGGCGAGGAAAGUGAUGAGGAAGAGACUGGUGGAAAGAGGAGAAACAGAUUUGAGAAUGAAUAUGAUGAAGCUCUUCACGGAAGUGAUUCCGAAUCUUCUGGUUCUGAUGACUCCGAUGAUGAAGUCCUGGGUAAAUCUCGACAGAAGGGCGGGAAGAAGGGCGCGGGUGGAAACACGUAUAUCGUGGAAGAUGACGACGAACCACUUGAUUUACUCGAUCGUAAAGCACUCGGCAAUAUCUCAUCCACCAAACCCGCAAAAGCAAGAACGAUCACAAAAACCAAAGCAAAGAUGGAUUUGGAUGGAAAAUUAUUGUUCGGAGGCAAUGAUAGUGAUGAUGAAGAUGAUCCAAUGGUUAUCGAUACACCAGCAGACGAAGACGGUGGUGUGGGUGCUUAUGUACACGCGUUGAAAGGAAGAGAUGCACCGAAAAAGGGCAGGGGCGGAAAACUUAAGUUUAGUAACCGCAAGGGCCAAGAUGAGGAUGAUGAGAUGGAUGUUGAUGAGGAUGAGGUUAAGACUGUCAAGAAGAGUAUUGGUGGGGAUAGGGAUAGGGAUAGUAGAGGAAGAGGGAGGGGUGGAAGAGGUGGAGAUAGAGGUAGAGGUGGAGACAGAGGGAGAGGAGGAGAUAGAGGUAGGGGUGGGGACAGAGGUAGAGGAGGUGGUAGGGGUGGUGCAAGAGGGGGUUCCAAUAGUGGGAGAAGAGGCCUGGGUGAGGAUAAGAGACGUGGUGAGAGUGGUGGAGGCGCUGGAAGAGUAGUGAAAAGUCCGAGGGGAAGAGGUAGGGGAAAUGGCCAUCCGAGAAGAUAG